Messenger RNA from Rosa chinensis, 825 nucleotides. RefSeq names its product F-box protein At3g07870. Bases 1 to 825 code for a protein of 274 amino acids. The record is from RefSeq and is a predicted model, not a curated record. The transcript has a single exon. NCBI's taxonomy places the organism in Eukaryota, Viridiplantae, Streptophyta, Magnoliopsida, Rosales, Rosaceae.
AUGGGAUCCUGCAAUGGCUUCCUCUGCUUAUUCCGCCAUAAUGGUAAAAUUGAUGCUUUCAUUUUUAACAUAUCCAAUCCCAUUACCGGCGAGUCUGUACCUCUUCCAGUCAAUAAAGAAAUAGGUCGUCCAGCUCACUUUGGGUUUGGAUUUAGUCCCAUAAGUGAUGUCUAUAAGGUGGUUGUGUUUACAUCCAAUGAAGUUAAUGAACAUCGCUUUCACAAAAGAAAAUUGAACGUGAUGGUUCUGACUGUUGGCUCUGGGAUUUGGAGAAGAAUUGGCAAAGUAUCCAAUGUCAUGCUUGGAACACGACAAGGAGUCUUUCAUAAUGGAUUUCUUCACUGGGUUUGCCACUAUAGAAAAGGUUGUCAUCACUUUUUCAUACGUGCAUUUGAUGUUGAAAGCGAGGGUUUCAAGGAUUUACCAAUGCCCCCUUAUUAUUUCCGUCCCGAUUUUAUGCCUCAAAUGCGAGUCUUAGGAGGUUCACUUUCUGUAAGUGAUGGCCGCACGUUUUGGGUAAUGAAAGAGUACGGCGUCAAGAGGUCUUGGACCAAAGAGCUUGAAAUUGGACAUGAUACAAUUUAUCCUAAUGACCUAUAUGGGUCCUAUAUACCAUAUGUUUCAGUUUUGAAAUUUACAGAGGGGAAGGUUUUGUUGUUAGCAAAAACUAAAUUGUGCCUCUAUACUCCUGAAACAAGGACCCUUGUGAGGGUUGAGAUUGAUGGGAUGCCAUCAGGGGGCUUCCAUUUCGUGGCAGACCAUAUUCCGAGCUUUGUUUCUCCGAAGGAAAUUAUCAAGGAUUACCUCUCCAAAGUACCUAGUUAA